Stegodyphus dumicola is the source of this 5395-nucleotide messenger RNA. It is a transcript of the gene KrT95D, whose product is annotated as phosphofurin acidic cluster sorting protein KrT95D. The record is from RefSeq and is a predicted model, not a curated record. Lineage: Eukaryota; Metazoa; Arthropoda; Arachnida; Araneae; Eresidae. Gene Ontology annotation, biological process: protein localization to plasma membrane.
UUAAGAAUCUCUUUCACACCCCCUCCCCCCCAAAAUGAAAGCAAUGAAAAAGAAGCAAUAUUUGAAAAAGUGUAGUGAACUUUUUUUGUUAUUCCCAUCAAAAUAAUCAAACUCCCAAAUAUUUUUAUUUGUUUCAAUGUUACAUCUGAAAAUUUCGCUGAGUUUUGAAAAAUAGAUAGAACUUGUAAUGCGAAGAUGAUUUUGUGCAAAACUGUUUUUCUUUUACUGUGUAUUUUAUAAGAUUAUCAUAAAGUAAAAAGUAAACAAAUCAAUUUGUUUGCUAGCACUUCCAAUAUUAAUAUUUGGUUCUCCUACAAAAUUAAAAGAUUUCAUCAUAUAAAUUAUGUUGUUUCAAAAUGUGUUUACUUAGGUGCUCUCCCGAGGUGUACAAGGCAUGCAUGCUGCGAUUUUUGUGUUUGAUAAUAUGUUUAUGUUAGAAUCGCUAUAACCAUCACUUUCCGUCUUUAGAAAUAUAUCACUGUUAGUUUGACUUCUGCUGCUUAUAGCCUUUUAUGAAAAUUAAUUUGACAUCUAAUUAUAUAAUUUCUAAAUUUGUCAAUAUCUGAAAUUUAGAAACCUAAUUAUUUCACUCCAGUUGAGAACAAUAUUUGUUGUAGUAAUCAGAUGUGUGUGUGUGUUUAUUCUAAUACGUUCAUGUUAGAAUCGCUAUAACCAUCACCUUCCAAUUCUUUAGAAAUAUAUCACUGUUAAUUUGACGUCUGCUGCUUAUAGCUUUUUAUGAAAAUAAAUUUGCCAUCUAGUAAUAUAAUUUCUAAAUUUGUCAGUAUCUGAAAUUUAGAAAACUAAUUGUUUCACUCCAAAUGAGACCAAUAUUUGUUGAAGUAUUAGUAUGUAUGUUCAUUACCAAAAAUAUGAAGAUUUAAUUUCAGUGAAUUAAAUUUAUGACUGCCAUGUGUUUAUUUAAUUUCUAGGUAAAAGUAUGACUAGCAUUCUAAUGGAAAAUCCUAUAUGAAAUGAAGAACUGCUACCAACUGCACGAAGAAGCAGGCAGUGCAUCAAGUUUUUUUUCUUUGUGUGUGUGUGUAUGUGUGUAAUUAAUUAUGCUUGAUUAAUGCUAUUUUUAGAAUUCUAAUAUAAAUUGCAAGUUUGUAGGGCAUUGAUAAUAACAUCAUGUAUUUAGACCAAUUUGAAAGCCAAAUUAUCUGUGCAGAAGAUAUUUUUAAUAUCAAAUAUCUCUAAAAAUAAACUAACAUUAAACUCUAAAAAUGCAUGUUUUUGUGUCUGCAUUAUCCAGUUUCUAAUAUUUUUUUUUUAUUUGUAAAUUUUGUAAGGAAUGUUGUGGCUGCUAUAUUGUUACUAUUAGGAAUUUGAUUUUUUAAAUAACAUUAUGGCUGAAAAGUCAAAUAAGCCAUCUAAUGUCUGGGGGAAACCUGUGCCUAUGAAACUCUUUGCAGCUUGGGAAGUGGAUAGAACUCCUCCAAACUGCAUCCCCAGGCUGUGCACAUUAAAUCUAACUAGACUUGUUCUUUUAAAACCUGUUGGGGGAGAUAUGAAUUCUGUUAUUAUAGCUGUAAAAAUGCAGAGUUCCAAAAGAACAUUACGUUCAAAUGAAAUAAUGGUUCUUAAUAAUGGCCUUAUUGAUACAGAACUCGAUCUCACUUUCUCUUUACAGUACCCUCAUUUUUUAAAACGCAGUAGAAAUAAUUUACAAAUAAUGCUUCAGAGAAGAAAGCGGUAUAAAAACAGGGCUAUGCUAGGAUUCAAAACCUUAGCUGGUGGAGUAAUAAAUAUGGCUGAAGUUCUUCAAAGGCCAAUGGAUAAGGAAUUAGAACUACAUUCAAAUAACAAAGAAAAAAGUGAAGUUAUUGCAAAAGUAUUGAUGUAUGCCAUUUCUAGUCAACCAGUAGACCACGAAGAUGCUGACCGGCAAAAGUCAUUGCGAGGUAUUGAAAGAGUUGUUGAAGUGGAUAAUUUUUCAGAUGAGGAGGAAGAAUAUACAUCAAAUGAGGAUGGUUGUGAUAGUGAACCAGUUGCUGAAGAUGCAGCGACUGUGGGAGAACGUCAUAUUCAUAAAUCUUUGAAUCAAAAGAUUUUUCAGUCAGGCGUAGAGCGUCCUGACCCUGCUGAACGAAAUAUAAAGCAAAAAAUUAUUGCCUUGCUUAAGAAAUUCAGAAUUCCUGAGGCUGAAGUGUCUGAUUCGGAACAGCUGCAAGAAGAACUGGAACAGGAGCUUAUUUCCCAAAAUCCCCAAGAAUUUGAAGAUCUUAUUGAUGAACUUGAAAGUAUGAGUGAUAGUGGUCCAGAUGUUGAUGAUAUUAGCAUAACAUCAACUCCAAAGCCUAGUUUACGACCAUUCUUUUCUUCUGGUACUUUAACAGCAUUAGAUAAGUCAAAUAUGCCUUUGGUUAGUGAUGAUAGUUCGAGAAAAACUGAUGAAAAUCAUGAAAGUGGCACUGAUCAAGAGAAUACCGAUACUAGUCAAACUGCGAGUCCACCAAAAUCAUUAGCUAUGGAUGAUAAAAAAUCUUUCAUUCAGUCAGGUUUAGAAAAAGAAAAAAAGACUAGGUUAUUUAUGCGAGAAAAGAAUACAUCAAAGGACCGCUCAACUAGUUUUAAAGACAGUAAAGAUAAAUCGGUAUAUGAAAAAUCAAUAUCAAAAGAUUCAGAAUGUAGUCCCCAAAAAACUGUACUGGAACAGUUAGCUAGAAUAUUUCCUUCUGAUGAUUCCAUUCCAGAUCGUUUAAUAGUUAUCAGUGCUAUUGAUACAGUGGGAAACUCCUUAGCUGUGAACCUUUUAGAUAGAGAUUUAAAUAUUAUCACAGUCUUCUCUAAUUCAGAUUUAAGAGCAAUGUUUUCUUGUUUGAUGAACAAAAUACAAAAAUUUUGCAACUGCAAUUCUCGUGCUCCGCAGAGUAUAAAAGUAGGCAUUCUUGGUCAUGACAGUUUUUUUAGCUCUGUUUUACGUCUGUAUGUUGAGCAUUUUUCAGCCAAACCAUCUGAAUGGCAAACAUAUGUGAAAUUUUAUGUUGUUCCAUUAGCAUCUAGCUCUGUUGCAAAGCACUUAAGUAGUAUUGAUAACACUUAUGCUCUUAAAUUUAUUGAUAGCUCUUGGAAAGAUCUUUUAGAUCAUGGCAGUGAUGUAUCAACCACUCCUGAAAUACAUGUAGCUGUUGAUCGGAUAUUACAUUAUUUAAACAAUGCAUCAGCCUUAUGGCAGAUGGCUAUUGCUGAGGCAAUGGUAACUUACAAGGAAAAAAGCUCAGAUGAUGAGUCGUCUCAGGUUUUUAUACCUUUUAUCACAGAUGUGAAAAUUGGUAUGAUGGAAGGCAUAACUCAAACUACAUCUGUAGAUUCAGAGGAAAUGUCUUCCAAUUUAACUGUACCUGGUGGCUCACCUCCAUCUAACGUAACAGAAAAAGUUCCUCGUGAAAGCACUACACCUCCUAGUUCUCCUAGUAUUUCAAGUGCACUCCUUGGAAAUAGUCCCAAUGUACUUCCAAGCGCACCUGCUAUUGCUGAAACUAUGGAUUUACAACUUGAUUAUUGGACAUUAUCUCAAAAAACUGAUGCUGGCAAGAAAGGAGAAACUUCAAAGUUAAGUUUGAAAACUACUUUUCGCACUCUUCAAGUGUCACGUGUUAGCGGCUCUGUCGAAUCGGGAUCAUCAUCCCUUACUCUCACUUAUGUAACCAAAGAGAAGAAACAAAAAAUCAUGAGAUUAGGAAAGAAGAAAGAAAAAGAGAAAGAAUUGGAUAAUCGCUAUCAGCAAGUGGAUGGUAUUCACAGACUUAUAUGUUCUUGCCGAACAUUGCAAGCUCCACUUAAAGUAACUAUUGAUGGUGUUGAAUGGAGUGGAGUGAAAUUUUUUCAGCUUACUUCCCAAUGGCAAACUCAUAUAAAAUACUUUCCAGUGGCAUUAUAUUCUCUGCAGGAGCAUACAUGCUAAAAUUUCAUUGUAUUACUCGGUUUGCUUUUUAGUGCCAAGAGCAUGAACGUAAAAUAUGUAGUCCAAUGUGUCUUGCUGUGUGUGUUAUUAAAAUAUUUGUUCCUUAAACAUAAUGUUCAGUUUACAUAACAUUUUGUACAAAAUAUAUCUCUUACUUCAUUUGUUUCCACCCUUUAACUUAUUAAACAGAAAAUUUUCUUUUUGUGUUGUCAUACAGUUUAGGAGAUGCACUGUUACUGUAAUAGUCAUAAUAUUUGAAAAUUUUUCAACUGUUUUUGUCUAAAUAUUUUUAUGCUAAAUUUUCAUGAAUAUUGUAGCUUAUGGUGUUACAGAUUGUUGUUGUCUGUGAUAGAUGGCUGUAUUAAUGGCUGUGCUGCUUACUGGUCAUUUAAAUUUGACAUAUAAACUGUUUAAUACAUUGAAGUUUUGAAUAUCUUAAUUAUAAGGCUGUGCUGUAAUUUUACUAUUUUUGUAAGCUCAAUGAGCAUAUUUUGUCUAUUACACCCUGAAUAUUUUGUGAUGUUGCAUGCCUUUCUUGUUGCAUAUUUUUUUGUAUUUGAAUUUAAUAAUGUAAUGAAGAGAAAAAUAAUUGUAUUUUUCGUAAAAACGGCAUAUUGAAAUAUUAGUUGAAUUCAAAAUGUGGGUGUAAUAGUUGUUAAUUACAUUCAUCUAAAGUACUUGUGCCCUUCCUUUUUAAGUCUGGAGAUGUAUCUUAAAACAUGUUGAUGUUAUUCUUCCAUGUGUAAACCAUUUUGGUUUUUUGAUGUAGCCGUAUAAAUACUAGUCUGUCAGUGGUAUAUUAAAAUAUUAUAUGAUAUUCUGUAUUGUCUGACUGUAGAAUGCAGAUAUACAAUUUGUUUGAAAACUGAGAACAACGUAAAUACAUUUUGCUAUAUGUGUAGUGUUUUUCUGGAACUGUGUAUUUAAAGUUUUUAAUGAUUCAAAAGUAGGUAUUUGUGUUACAUUUGUAAUUAUGGUCACUUUAGGGGUGUAAGUAUGCAUUAAAAAUCAGUGAGAAUUGAGUUAGAUUAAAUUUUGUUAUUGUUAUGUUUCUUAUCUGCCUCUUAAAAAUAAUGGGUUUUUAAACAUUGAACUGCUACAUUAGCUGUGUCACUGAAGCUUUAUAAAUCAUGCUGUAGCAGAUGCAGCUAACAUAAUUUCCAAGGUUUUGCCUUUAAUUUAUCAAAGUGAAAAAUAAAGUUUAACCCUCUGAGUGGCACGGCCGUUUAGAUCUGCUUAUGAAGAGCUUAAAAUGGCAUUUAUUUGCUUAACUUUUACAAUAUAUUGUUUUAGUCAGUGUUCUCAUAAACUUGCUUUCACAAGAUAAUAUUUAUAUCAUUAAAGAAAAUACGAAAUCAUGAUGUUUUAAUUAGGUAAUAUGCACUGAAUGACAAAAAUUUUCAUGGCUGGAUAAAAGCAGUCAUGCCACUCAGGGAGUUAAUAAUUUGAAUGAUCAUGAAAUAUUUAAACACUGGGAACUGAAAAUUC